Myotis lucifugus (little brown bat) is the source of this 666-nucleotide messenger RNA. Its product is annotated as nuclear envelope integral membrane protein 2-like. Gene Ontology annotation, cellular component: nuclear envelope. The transcript is spliced from 2 exons. The record is from RefSeq and is a predicted model, not a curated record. Lineage: Eukaryota; Metazoa; Chordata; Mammalia; Chiroptera; Vespertilionidae.
AUGGCGCCGGGCGACCUGAUGACACAGGUCUUCCUCCUGCUGCUGGCAAGAAGGCGCAUCCCUAAGUAUAGCACCUUUGGGGCUGUAAUGGUUAGUUGUUGGUUUGCUUCAGUGUAUGUGGUGUGCCAGUGGAUGCAGAACCUGCAGUGGCUGUGGUGUGAGCACAGGAUGUAUGUUGUAGGCUACGUCUUGACAGUUGGGUCCCUCAGCUUUGCUGCCUGUUACAGACACGGGCCUCUGGCCAAGGAGAGGAGCCAGCGCCUCCUGGCGUGGACGCUGCGGCUCCUGGCCCUGACCUGCUGCGGCGCCCUCGUGCCCCAGGUCGUGUGGGCUGCUGUGGGCCUCAUGCUGCUGCCCCGGGGGCUGCACUACCCGGCGAGAGCCCUCAGAUUUGCAUACUUCGUCCUUGGAGGAAGCCAAUUGUAGCCCGAAGAAAUGCAUCUUCACCAAGAGCAGUACAGCCUGGGGGGCGCCUUCCUGGAGGAGCAGCUCUUUAACCUGGGGCAGGGGCAGCGGCCUGACUCCAAGCAGUGGAAAGAGUCCAUCAGGGACCAAGGCAUCCACCGGAGACCUCCCAGCCAGCAAGGCAUGACCGUGGCCACAGCAGGGACAUUUGGAAAUAUUUUUUCAGGAAGCUGUGGGGACAAGGACAGACUCCCCACGUGA